UAGUAUUGUUCCAAUCAACAUCGCCACUUCAAACCACCACCUGGGAAACACCCACAUAAUCCCAUCACAUGUGAUACCGCGGGAUUCUCAACCUGCCGGAUAACAAAUACCUCCGUCUUCCUCGGAUGUAUCCCUGGUGUACUCCUAUACAAACCACCUCAUCCCUUCCAUGCUACCUCGCUACCAUCCCAAUGUAACACACUCCAUCUCCCAGUCAAUUCAAUUUACGACUCAUCCACCAUGACCACCCUCUUCACCCUCCCCAUCCCCUCCACCAACGGCACCAUUACCUGCACCAACCCCUCCCCCACCAACAACCUCAUCUACUGCUUAACCUUCACCUCCCCGCCAGACAACCGCCUCACCCCAACCUUCAUCGACGCCUUCCUCCUCGCCCUUGACAUCCUCGAACACCGCUACCCCAAAGGCGUCCUCAUCACCACCAGCGGCAUCCCCAAAUUCUACAGCAAUGGACUCGAUCUCGAACUAGCCCAAUCCACCGAGGGAUUCGUCGAGAAAUGGCUCUGGAAGAUAUUCAGACGGUUGUUGACAUACCCCAUGCCCACCAUCUCCCUCCUAAACGGGCACGCCUUCGCAGGCGGCCUCAUGCUCGCCAUGUACCACGACUACCGGAUCCAGAACCCGCACAAGGGAUUCCUCUGCAUUAACGAGCUCGAGUUCGGUGUCCCGCUGCAAGCUCCCAUGAUGAGUAUUUUCCGGGAGAAGCUCACGCCGUCUGUCUUCCGGAGCGUGGUGCUCGAGGCGAGGAGGUUUCCGGGUCCGGAGGCCCUGAAGGUAGGGAUUGUGGAUGGGUUGGGAGGGAUGGAGGAGACGCUGGGGUUCGUGGAACAGAGGAAGUUGGUCAAGAUGCCGGAGACAGGGAUUUAUGGGAUGAUGAAGGAGGAGAUGUAUCGCCAUUCGUUGGGGAUUUUGGAUGGGCAUGAGGGGAAUGUGGAGUGGAGGGGGAGGGUGGAGGAGGGGAAGAAGAGGUUGGAGGAGGUGGCGAGGAGGGAGGUCGAGAGGUGGGAGAGGAGUAGGAAUAAGUUGUGAGUGGUUGCAGGGGUGUGUGUAUGUACUAUGUGUAGAUACUGUGUAGAUAGAUGGGUGUGGUGGUGGUGGUUUACAUUAGGAUUGUGGUAAGUGGGAUGAGUCUAUAGACUGCAGAUAUGCAUAUUGUAGCAUACGCUUUGAC
This is a messenger RNA of Aspergillus ibericus CBS 121593, 1192 nucleotides long. RefSeq names its product enoyl-CoA hydratase/isomerase family protein. Bases 241 to 1050 code for a protein of 269 amino acids. NCBI's taxonomy places the organism in Eukaryota, Fungi, Ascomycota, Eurotiomycetes, Eurotiales, Aspergillaceae. The transcript is spliced from 2 exons. Gene Ontology annotation, biological process: fatty acid beta-oxidation. The record is from RefSeq and is a predicted model, not a curated record. Gene Ontology annotation, cellular component: peroxisome. Gene Ontology annotation, molecular function: delta(3)-delta(2)-enoyl-CoA isomerase activity; enoyl-CoA hydratase activity.